AUGGCCGGCUUGGCCACCAGCAGCCAGCUCUAUUCAAAUGAGCCUCCGAAUCCCCUGCAUAUGCAGUACUGGCGGAAAGGACAAGGGCAACUUGACCAAGAAGACGACUCUGUUCUCGACGACCACAUUCUCGACUCUUCUUCUUUCGACGCCGCCGCAAUGGACAACCUCCCACGAAGACAAUCUUUCGCCAGCAGUGCCUCCCUGCUCUCUCCCGCACAGCAAGCCUGGCCCGAUUUCGCUUACAACAAUGAUGCCACUCCUACCGCAUCGUUGAAUCAUCAAGCGCCUCUAUUCUCAGAGCACAUCGCCAAUCAUUUUGCACCCAGGAUUCCUCAAUACCCAAGUUAUGCCAGCCACAUGGCAGCAUGGAAUUCCCAAGGCAACGUGGGCUCCGAUACCUCAAAUGCUGCAGCUUUUACCGCUUUCAAUACAGAUCUUGACGACGUCAAACCGGAAGAGCCCUUCAAUCAUGAUGUUGCCCAACCAUCGCACCAGAAUCUUUACGGAGGACUACCUCGCGCCUCGGCUCCAGAUUAUCGCCACGAUGCUGUAUCAGCGGCUUCUCCUCAGUGGUCCACAUCGUCCUCAGACGCGGUGGAAAAGAUACCCAGGAGUGGGCAUGUCCAAAGUCCGACGUUCAAUCACAAUGCACCGCACUUGAGGCGGGACGGUGUUCGCAAGAAGAAUGCUCGUUUCGAUAUUCCGGACGGUCAUAAUGUCCACACCAUCGACCUCUUGAUCGCCGCUGCCGAUCCGACUAAUGAAGAGAAAAUUAGGACACUCAAGCAGGAGAAGCGGUUACUGAGGAACAGGCAAGCAGCUCUCGACUCUCGAUGCCGCAAGAAGCAUCACACUGAGAAAUUGGAGGAAGAGAAGAAACAGUUCAUCACCAUGAUUGAUAGGUUGGAGGAGGAUAUUCAGAACAUGCGGCUACAGGAACAAAGGUGGCUACAUGAGCGCCAGCAAUGGCAUCAAUUCACCGAGGGUCUCGCAAGGGAGAAAGAGGAGCUUGUUCGACAGCAUACGCUUGAAACCGCCGAGCUGCGCAAGAAAAACAACUGCUUAGCGGAGGAAAUGCAGAGGCUUGAGAGCAUGUCAGUGUCCGCUCAACCUAGCUCUGCUGGGAUAUCCGCCGGCUUUCCUGAUUUCGAGCAUCUUACGAUGGAUACAAGUUCGUUUGACGACUUCGCUUUCAUCGAGAACCCUAUCAUGAACACCGAGCCUAAAAACGAAGCAUCCCUCGUGGUCCUACCAAAGAAGGAGACUCCACCGCCUAUGAAGAAUGAAGAUACUUCAGCUGCUUCGGGACUUCUGUUGAUGCUCCUGCUUUGUGGCGCCUGGGUAGCGUCGAAUACAUCGUCAGCAACUGCUGUCAUCCCGCGCAUGCCAGAUGAUGUCCGAGUGGCAUCCUCAGCGAUCCUAAAGAACAUCUACAGAGAUGCGGGCCUCGAGCCUUGUCAUACUUCUAGGCCCACCUCCAAGAACCCUGGUAUGGCACAAGCGGGACCUUUUUCGAGCCACCCAAACGCUUCACCUCUGGCAGCGUUACACAAUGACCUCACGACCCCAACUCAGCAGCAAGAGCGUGAACAGCUCUUCUCUCUCUCCGCAGAUCAGUACAGUCAUAUGAUGUCUGAUGAUCUAUUCGCCGACGAGCCCGAGCUGAAUGCACCACCCUCUGAUAGAAGAAACCUUGGAGAACUUUUCGCGGCCAUCCGCGUGGAGAAGAAGGGUCCCGCCGCCGAGGUUUACACCAGGUCACUCAUGCGAAGUGAAGUGCCCGCAAACCUGGUCAGGGACUUCGCAAGAAUGGUCGCCGAGGGCAGUAGGCGGAGUGGGGAACCGCUGAGCUAG
Messenger RNA from Letharia columbiana, 1857 nucleotides. RefSeq lists its product as uncharacterized. The transcript has 2 exons. Gene Ontology annotation, molecular function: DNA binding; DNA-binding transcription factor activity. The coding region runs from base 1 to 1857 and encodes 618 amino acids. The record is from RefSeq and is a predicted model, not a curated record. Gene Ontology annotation, biological process: regulation of DNA-templated transcription. NCBI's taxonomy places the organism in Eukaryota, Fungi, Ascomycota, Lecanoromycetes, Lecanorales, Parmeliaceae.